AUGGCCGCUAUUUCUGUGCCACUGCAACCUUGCAAGCAAGGUUGUGUUAUGGAGAUUAAUGCAGAGCAUGAUAGAGAUAAUAGUCCUUUGCUAAAUGAGAAUGAAGAAAUUGAAGAACCUAAGCAGGGAAUCAUUUUUAGUUCGAAGGAAGAUAUUUAUGCAUACUAUAAGAGAUAUGCCAAUCAAAUAGGAUUCUCUGUAGCUCUUAGAUCACAACAUGUGGGGGUCAAUGGAGAGUUAAAAUACUUUGUAAUUGAAUGUUCUCGGGCAGGGAAGAAGAAAAGUAAAUCUGAGCUAAAUCCAUUGAAGCCAUCUCUAUCUGCAAAAGUGGAUUGUAAAGCACGAUUGAGGGCAAUCUUACAAAAGGAUGAGACAUUCAUGAUAAGUAAAGUAGUUCUUGAGCAUAAUCAUGAAUUGAUCUCAAGUGACAUUAGGCACUUCAAAUGUAAUAAGAGAAUUAACACUCCUACAAAGAGAAGAUUGGAAUUAAAUGAUCAAGCAGGGAUUGGUGUUUCCAGAAAUUUCACUUCCUUAGUUGUUGAAGCAGGGGGGUAUGAUCACUUGUCUUUUGAUGAAAAAGAUUGCCGCAAUUAUAUUGAGAAAGCACGAAGAUUGAGACUUGGGGAAGGUGAUGCCGAAUCAAUCAGAAACUAUUUUUUGAGAAUGCAAAGAGAAAAUUCCAACUUUUUUUACAUAAUAGACUUUGAUGAUAAUUGUCGCAUAAAAAAUCUAUUUUGGGCUGAUUCACGGAGUAGAUCAAGUUAUGAAGUGUUUGGAGAUGUUGUUUCUUUUGAUACGACUUAUCUCACAAACAAAUACGAUAUGUCGUUUGCCCCUUUCGUAGGAGUUAAUCACCAUGGACAGUCGAUUUUAUUGGGGUGUGGCUUGUUAUCAAGUGAGGACACCGACACAUUUGUUUGGUUGUUCAAGUCAUGGUUAGCUUGCAUGUUUGGUCGUCCUCCAAUGCAAAGCUAUGCAAAAUGCUAUUGA
Molecule: messenger RNA, 990 nt
Organism: Tripterygium wilfordii
Lineage: Eukaryota; Viridiplantae; Streptophyta; Magnoliopsida; Celastrales; Celastraceae
Product: protein FAR1-RELATED SEQUENCE 5-like
Exons: 2
Coding region: 1-990 (329 amino acids)
Source: RefSeq, a predicted model, not a curated record